GUGAUGAAGGGUCACAUGACCUGUGCAGGAAAACACCCUGCAGUGUGUAGUACAGGCUGUAGAGUAAUAAACACAGCGCGCGAUGGAUCAGGAGUAUUAUUUAGAGCUGAGUGAGAACCCGGUGCAGUUUGAGAACGCGUCCAGCGUUAAUAAUGUUUUCUUCGACGAGGCCAAUAAACAGGUGUUUGCUGUGCGCUCUGGUGGUGCCACUGGAGUAGUCGUUAAGGGACCAGAGGACAAAAGCCCGAUUGCUUUCAGAAUGGAUGAUAAAGGUGAGGUGAAGUGCAUCAAGUUUUCACUGGGGAACAAAAUCCUAGCUGUUCAGCGGACUCCAAAAUCAGUGGAUUUUACUAAUUUCAUCCCUGAUUUCCCUCAUUUGGAAUUCUCCCAUGAAUGUAAGACUAAGAAUGCUAAUGUUCUGGGAUUCUGUUGGACCAACUGGAAUGAAAUUGUUUUCGUCACCGACCAAGGAAUCGAGUAUUACCAGGUGCUGCCUGAUAAACGGAGUCUGAAGAUGCUGAAGAGUCAGAGCAUUAAUGUGAACUGGUAUAUCUACUGCCCAGAGACAGCAGUGCUUCUGCUUUCCACCACUGUACAAGGCAACGUUCUUCAGCCCUUCGCUUUCAAAAAUGGAACCAUGUCGAAAAUGCCGAAGUUUGAAAUAGAGCUUCCAAUGGUCCCCAAACCAGCCAAGAUCAGCCUUUCUGAAAGAGAUAUUGCUGUAUCCACCAUUUAUGGUCAGCUCUAUGUGAUGUACCUCAAACAUCAGUCCAGAAGCACCAACAGCUCCGGAGCAGAAGUAGUUCUGUAUCAUUUACCCAGAGAGGGGGCCUGUAAAAAGACUCACAUCCUGAAACUAAACACCACCGGCAAGUUUGCUCUGAAUGUGGUGGAUAAUCUGGUGGUGGUGCACCAUCAGAGCUCACAGACCUCCAUUAUCUUUGAUAUUAAACUACGGGAGCCGGACUGUGCUGUGAACGUUCACCAGCCUGUGCUUCCUGCUCGAUCCAUCCACCCCUACAAGAUCCCUCUCACAGGGCCUACAGCAGCUUCAGUGCCAUGUGAACUCUACUCAUCAUCAUGGAGUGUCUUUCAGCCGGAUAUCAUCAUUAGUGCGAGCGAGGGGUAUCUUUGGUAUCUUCAGGUGAAGCUCCAGCCAACAGUUAACCUCCUUCAGGAUAAAGGAAAAUUAAUGGACUUUUUAUUGCGCAGACGUGACUGCAAAAUGGUCAUCCUGUCCGUCUGCUCACAAAUGCUUGACGGUGGAGAGAAAGGAAACUUACCUGUGAUCGCCACUGUGUUCGAUAAGCUAAACCAGGUGUAUAAGGAAUAUCUGGAGGCGGAGCAAGCAUACACUGUGGCUUUAGAGUCUGGUCCCAGUCGCUUCAGCAGCUCCUACAAGAGACCAGUUCGAACACAGGCCGUCAUCGACCAAUCAGACAUGUACACCCAUGUCCUCUCUGCAUUCACUGAGAAGAAGGACGUGUCCCACAAGUUCAUUAUUGCUGUCGUCAUGGAAUAUAUUCGCUCCCUCAACCAGUUCCAGAUCACAGUUCAGCACUACUUGUAUGAGCUGGUUAUUAAAACUCUGGUCCAGCACAAUCUGUUCUACAUGCUCCAUCAGUUCCUUCAGUAUCAUGUGCUGAGUGACUCCAAACCACUGGCGUGUCUGCUGCUGUCACUGGAGAGCACGUAUCCUCCUGCUCACCAGCUCUCUCUCGACAUGCUGAAGAGACUCUCCACAGCGAAUGAUGAGAUCGUGGAGGUGCUCCUCUCGAAGCAGCAGGUGCUCGGAGCUCUCCGGUUCGUCCGCAGCGUCGGAGGACAUGAUAACGUAUCGGCGCGUAAAUUCCUGGACGCUGCUCGACAGACGGAGGACACGAUGCUGUUCUACACCAUCUUUCGCUUCUUUGAGCAGAGAAACCUGAGAUUACGAGGAAAUCCUGCUUUUAACCCAGGUGAACACUGUGAAGAGCACAAUUCUUACUUUAAAGAAGUGUUUGGGGAACAAACCCUGAUGAAAUCUGCAGCCGUGUGAAGGUGUGAGAUUUGCUGGUGAGGUUUGAUCUGAUUGUGCUGCAGUUUUUACACCAAAAUGAUCAACUGAGCAAAUUUUAAUAACUUUAACUUUAUUCCUCCCAAUACUAACAGCCCUCUGGUGGACCUCCUGUACCAUCUUCUGUAUCACUGUUAAUAAUUAUGUAUUUUAUAUCUAUAUAUAAUCUCCAUAAUGCCUUGUACUGUAAAUAGAGUCACUGGUAAUAAUAUUGAGAACGUACGUUACUGAAUAUAUCUAUCAGUUAUUUGAGUUAUUUUAGGUUAAUUAGGUUUAUUCUUAAAAAGGAGAUGAUCAUUUGUGACCUUGUGAUCUAGAAAUGCUCUCUUUAAAUGUGAAAAAAACUAACACUGCUGUAAAUAAUAAAUGUAUACAAUAUAUUAUAUGACAUUUAGUUAAUAAAGGCUACCAUGUAUUGAUUGUUUCCUAAACCACACAACAAAUGAAAGAAAAAUGAAUUAAAAUAAAAUAAAAUAAAGCAAAACAACAAGCAGUGGCAGUUUGUUUAAUAAAGCUGUACAUGUAAAGAAACAAAAUGCUACGUAACAUGUAAAUAUCUUGACAAAUAACUUACAAUAUAUAUUUUUUAGUGUAUGAAAGAAAAUGUAUUCACAGUGUUUGUUUAAUGCAGUUUUGAAUGCAUACAAUCACAUUACAUAAUUCACAUAAAUCGGUGCAAUCACAGGAUUAGUCCCUACAUGACACAUAUAUUCUAUAACACAACAGUUAUAGACGGCCUGUCACAAGAACUAUAUUUACUAUAUAUUUUUUUGAACAAUAUAUAUAUUAUUGUCUCUAAAAUAAUUUUAUGUCACCGAAAUAAUGAUGGUAUAUUAAUGACAUGUAAACCCUUUUAAAGGGGCACUAAAUCAUCUGAUUUUAGCUGAAUCCAAUUUCAGCUUACAUUUAAAAGAUUCUAAAAUAAAUAAAAAUAAAAAGUGAUGUAUGGGUUUAGGGGUGGAGCACUUUUAUUACUUUAUAGGAACACAUUUCAGCUAUUAAUGAAAAAUAAAUAUGCUUUAGAGUUGAGUGGCUCUUUAAAUAGCAAUUUUAAUUUAAUUCUUGUAUUUUUUUGAUUUUUUUAUUUUUUAUUUUAGUGUUUUGUCAUAUCGCCAAGAGUAUUGUUAUCACGUAAAUUAAACCAUGAAAUAUCGUGAUAUUAUUUAAAAGGGCCAUAUCGCCCACUCCUAUAGUUUCCAUUACGUCUUAUUCUCUCAGCUUAUGCUGUGAGUUUGCAAAGUUUAAAUCCAAUUAUUUUGAUUUCAUUUUAAUUUAAUGGGUUUUCACAUUAUCUCAUUACCCAAGUUCAUGUAAAUGUGUUAAUCAGAUAACGUAAAAAGUCUGAUGUUUUGGACUGAUUUAGAUUUAUACCUAUUUGUCUAUUGUACAUUACAUCGAUAUAUAUAUAUAUAUAUAUAUAUAUA
Messenger RNA from Astyanax mexicanus (Mexican tetra), 3480 nucleotides. It is a transcript of the gene rmc1, whose product is annotated as regulator of MON1-CCZ1. Lineage: Eukaryota; Metazoa; Chordata; Actinopteri; Characiformes; Acestrorhamphidae. The transcript is spliced from 20 exons. Bases 83 to 2038 code for a protein of 651 amino acids. Gene Ontology annotation, cellular component: lysosomal membrane; late endosome membrane; Mon1-Ccz1 complex. The record is from RefSeq and is a predicted model, not a curated record. Gene Ontology annotation, biological process: regulation of autophagy.